AUGCACCAAUUAAUGACGCCCCUGACCCUCCGGGCCCUGCGGACCCUCGUUCACCGUCCAGCAACAACAUCAACCCCCCUCCGCACCCUGACGACGUCCACCCUAACCCGCCAAACCCCGACUCCAAGCCGCUUCACCUUCAAGCCCGUCUUCCGCACGCAAACCCCAUUCACCCUCUCCGCCCUGUCCCGGCAAUUCUCCAGUUCCCCCAUAAUUCGCGCAACCUACAACCAAGUUCGACGCGGCUGCCGCCAGGGCCAGCGCGCGCGGCGUGGCCGGUCUCCAGCGCUGAAGGACCACCCGUCGCUGAAGGGCGUGUGUCUCAAGACCGGUAUCACAAAGCCCAAGAAGCCUAACUCUGGCGAGCGCAAGAUUGCUCGUGUGCGCUUGAGUUCGGGCAAGGUCGUUACCACCAUCAUUCCCGGCGAGGGCCACAAUAUUCAGCAGCAUAGUGUGGUUCAGGUGCGUGGUGGCAGAGCUCAGGAUUGUCCUGGUGUCAAGUACCACUUGGUUCGUGGUGCGAUGGAUUUGGGUGGUGUUGGAAGCCGUGUUACCUCCCGCUCAAAGUACGGAACGAAGAAGCCCAAGGGUAACUAAGUCCAAUCAAACUGAAUUGGUUUGAUGAAGAGUGGAUGUAUUGAGGCCGGCG
Molecule: messenger RNA, 649 nt
Organism: Penicillium cinerascens
Lineage: Eukaryota; Fungi; Ascomycota; Eurotiomycetes; Eurotiales; Aspergillaceae
Product: mitochondrial 37S ribosomal protein uS12m
Exons: 2
Coding region: 1-597 (198 amino acids)
Biological process (GO): translation
Cellular component (GO): small ribosomal subunit; ribosome
Molecular function (GO): structural constituent of ribosome
Source: RefSeq, a predicted model, not a curated record